AUGCGCAGCUCAUCAACUUUGGAUGCACGGAUAUUCCUCUUUGGUGCACAGAACAUCCCAUCCUGCCUGCCAGACAUAUCGUGCUUGGAAGCCGAUAUUGAAGUGGUGCAAGGAGCAAAUGAAAUCGACGAAGCAUGCUUACUGGCUAUUCUACCGCAAUCUACAAAGAGACUCAUGCUGAUUAAGGAAGACCCAAAAAAGUUACUGGAUUGCAUCCAUCCCAACAACAUUGAAGACCUCGUGCUGCAUUUAAGUCGGCAGACUGUAGCAGAUUGGUGGCAGGAGGCUUCAUUGUCAAUAAGAUAUUUACAAAAAACGUUGACCUAG
Molecule: messenger RNA, 327 nt
Organism: Aspergillus luchuensis
Lineage: Eukaryota; Fungi; Ascomycota; Eurotiomycetes; Eurotiales; Aspergillaceae
Exons: 1
Coding region: 1-327 (108 amino acids)
Source: RefSeq, a predicted model, not a curated record